This is a messenger RNA of Zingiber officinale, 751 nucleotides long. RefSeq lists its product as uncharacterized. The transcript is spliced from 7 exons. The record is from RefSeq and is a predicted model, not a curated record. Gene Ontology annotation, molecular function: protein phosphatase inhibitor activity. Bases 195 to 548 code for a protein of 117 amino acids. Gene Ontology annotation, cellular component: cytoplasm. Lineage: Eukaryota; Viridiplantae; Streptophyta; Magnoliopsida; Zingiberales; Zingiberaceae.
GUAUCUCAAAUUGGACAGAUAAUCUCGAACGCGUUAUCGACUCAGCACGCGUCGUCCGCACUCGACUCGUUGUCUUAUCUCCUCAUUUUAUUUUUCGAGUUUUCAUUCAUUUUAUUAAUUGCCAGCCAGUGGAGGGGAAAUCUGUGGUCACCCCUCCCUCCAUCGCCGAUCUCGAUCCCUAGGCGCAGGUCAUUAUGUCGAAGAUGGGUGCUGACAAACAGUUGGAUCAAAAUGAGGAAAAUGGCAUGCCGUCAUCCCAACAAGAGGAACAAGCAAUAAAGAAGAAAUAUGGAGGAAUGAUACCCAAAAAACCACCAUUGAUAUCCAAGGAUCAUGAACGUGCAUACUUUGAUUCUGCGGAUUGGGCUUUAGGGAAGGGAGGGCAUGCUCAGAAACCUAAAGGACCUCUAGAGGCUCUUCGCCCAAAGCUACAGCCCACACCACAGCAGCAAGUUCGUUCCCGUCGGUCAGCGUAUGCAUCUGCUGAUAAUGAAGAUGGUGGAAAUGGUGCUUCUGAAGAAAUGAACGGCGAUAACAACAGCGAUUAGUAAUUACAUAUAUCCUCAUAAAUCGCCUGGCUCAGUGAUUUCAAUUCUUCUUUUAUUAACCUGUCUGAACCAUUUAUUAGUUCCCAUGAGUAGUAAUGCUUUUUCAUAUGCUAUCAGAUGAGGUCAUUUGCUUUUGACGACAGUAAGAUUUAGCUUGUUUUGACUAUAAAAAUCUAGCUAAGAUUGUUAUGUUUGCCGUCUAA